AUGCCUCUCGGUAUCCAGCGCAUCAACGCCAAAAAAUCGCAUCCCAAUGACAGAAUAAUCUUCAUCAAGCCCCUCAAAGGGCCAGACGAAGCCAUAGCGCAAGACUUUCUCGAGAGGAUAGCAGCGCAAUGCCUACCCAUAAUGAAAAACAACCACCUCUCCAUAACCUCCCUCGAAGAAUACGAGCCCAACCGCGAAUUCGUCGGCCGCAACUUCAACGCCGGCGAAGUGGUCCAGCUGGUCCUCAAGUCGCUCUCAGGCCACUGGCUGCCCUUCAACUACGUGCAAAUGGUCAUGAUGCACGAGCUCGCCCACUGCAAGCAGAUGAACCAUUCGCGCGCCUUCUGGGCCGUGCGCAACGCCUACGCCGACGAGAUGCGUCUGCUUUGGUCGCGAGGGUACACGGGUGAGGGACUGUGGGGAAGGGGAGCGUUGUUGGCGACAGGCGAGUGGGAAAAGGAUACGGUGCAGUCUGGCGAAGGGUUGCCGGAGCAUUUGUGUGGUGGGACGUAUAGGAGUCGGGGGAGGAAGAGGAAGGCUUCUAACAAACCGAAACUGUCGUACAAGGAGCAGAAGGAACGAAGGAUUUUAAAGAAGUUCGGUGCGGGUGGGAUGGAGUUGGGGGGGGAUGAGAAGAUCAAGAAGGCGUUGGAGAAAGGGAAAAAAGUGGCGGGGAAGCCGAGGGUGGCGGGCAGUGCGAGGGGGAGGGAGUUGAGGGCUGCGGCGGCGUUGGCGAGGUUUGAGGGGGCUAAGAAGAAGGAGAAGGAAGAAGAAGAAGAAGAAGAGAAGAAGGUUAAGGAGGAGGAGGAGGUUGAUGAUGAUGAGACGGCUAGUGAGGCGGAGAGUGAUGAGUAUGAGGAUGAAGACGAGCAGGAUGGAGUGGCUGCUGUGGAUAUCAACGGGAAGAAGUUGCUGGAUGGCAAGGGGAGGGGGAUGAUCAAAGUGUGUGAGGAUGAGAAUCCCGAGGAUCAAGAUGCGCAGCGGGAGUUGAGGGAGCUGAUGGGGUUCAAUGACGGCGCGAGAAGUUCAACAACUCGACAGCCUGUUGUCAAGGCCGAACCGUCGUCAACGGAUACUAGGAUACCGGAUACCAAAGAGCCCAGCGCAGAGAAAAGAAAACACACCCUUCUCGGCAUUAGCCAAAUCUACCACCAAUCCCGAACCAAAGCCUCCAUCGUCGAGGACCUGCGCGAUAUGCUCAUUCGCCAACGAGCCCACCUGCAUAACCUGCACUAUUUGCGCCAACGUCCUUGA
Sordaria macrospora k-hell is the source of this 1254-nucleotide messenger RNA. Lineage: Eukaryota; Fungi; Ascomycota; Sordariomycetes; Sordariales; Sordariaceae. The record is from RefSeq and is a predicted model, not a curated record.